Messenger RNA from Wickerhamiella sorbophila, 2910 nucleotides. RefSeq lists its product as hypothetical. Gene Ontology annotation, molecular function: small GTPase binding. The record is from RefSeq and is a predicted model, not a curated record. Gene Ontology annotation, cellular component: cytosol; nuclear envelope. Bases 1 to 2910 code for a protein of 969 amino acids. Lineage: Eukaryota; Fungi; Ascomycota; Dipodascomycetes; Dipodascales; Trichomonascaceae. Gene Ontology annotation, biological process: protein import into nucleus. The transcript has a single exon.
AUGACCGGCCAGGGGCUAAUACUGGCAUUAACAAAUGCCACGAGUCAGACGGAUGAGACGCAACGGAAACAAGGUGAGGCUGAGCUCAAGUCUCUUUCCAAUAGUUCUGGGUUUCUAUCCCAGCUUCUAGAGGCGUAUCAGGACAGCUCUUUGCCCGUCACCGUACGGUGGAUGGCCGUCAUUUAUCUGAAAAACUCAAUCGACAACUGCUGGCGUAAGUCGGCAAAUUCAAACUUGUUGCCUGAAGAAAAGAACUUUAUCAGAGAACGCUUACUUCCUCUGUCUUGCCAGCCCUUUGAGCCCAUGCUCCAUCGCCAGCUGGCCGUGGUGGUGGCUAAAGUUGCUAAGCUUGACUUUCCCCGGACCUGGCCUACUCUUUUCGACGAACUUCGGGAAGCGAUUAUCAGCACCGCGUCCAAGAACGAUUCUUCGAGUUUGUACAACAUUUUACUGACUACCCACCAGGUGGUCAAGACAUUGGCCAGUGUGAGAAUUGGGCCGGCUAGAGCCAAAAUACUUGAGAUUGCACCGGACUUUUUGCAAGUUACUGGUGAUAUGUUUAUGCAUCUCAUGCAAAACAUGUCUGAUGAUAAUCUCGCCAUUGCAUAUUCAGCUCUAAAAGCAACUUGCACGCUGAUUUAUGACGGACAUGAUAGGAUGCAUAGAUUCGACACUGCCAGGUCGUUUUUCGGCAAGACUUUAGACAUGCUGGUCCAGCUCCAUUCAAUGUGGCAAAGCUCGCACGCUGAGAUUCUUGGCAAAUUAGUGCGUCGUAUUGGAAAGCUUUACAUUCGGCUUUUACAAAAGCGCCCGCUUUCGUUCUGCAUGAUGCCUAGAUCUAUGGAAAUUGCAGAUUUCUACGAACAGUUCCUCAUUUCCAAGGGGCAAGAACAGCUCAAGGCCAGUAUGAAUGACGAUCUUUCCGAUGAAGUCGAGUUUUACGAUCUGCUUGCUAUUCAGGGCAUGAUUGUUACUCGCGAACUCCUGCAUGUGGUAACGCGCGACCCGCAUACUGCUACGCCAGCUCUGCUUCCAAUUUCUAUGCGACCUCGCGAUGAACAAGAUCGCCAGGACCUUAUCAAUUCUUAUGAUAUCGUUAGCAGAGAUGCAUUCGGCCGCGAAAAACUGGACAAGCUUGUGUACUCUUUGAUCAGUGCUUGGUUCCAAUUGCGACCAGCCGAUUUGGAACUUUGGAAAGACGACCCUGAAGAUUAUAUCAUUCGCGAUAGUCAAGCCUCGGUUGACUUCAAGGUAUCCUCCUGUGCUCAAGCUCUUUUUUACCAACUAAUUAAGGCUUUUCCUCAACUUGCACAAGACGUCUUGCGCUAUGUCGAACAUGUUUUGCAAAAGGAUGGCACUGAGCUUCCCGAUGUUCUCGAGCUUGAUGGUGCUUUGCAGUGCCUCGAGUAUGGGGCUGGAACUCUUGUGAAUCAUACUGCUCUAGAGCCUAUUUUGGAGCAAGCCUUAGUGCCUCGCUUGAAUGCUGUCUCUGUGGAUUCAUACCGUAUUAUUAGACGCCGCAUCUGUUUGAUGAUUGCUGCUUGGGUUCCCAUUCGGUCGGAUGAAAAUUUCAGGCACUUCAUCUAUGAGAUGGUUUCGAAACAGAUUUUCAGCUCCAAUCCUCUCAAUGAUUUGAUUGUUCAGCUGGCAGGACUACACUUGUUAAAAGUGUCAGUCGAUGAUUUUGAUGCGAAUGUUGACGAAUUCAUGCCGUAUGCCGAGCAAAAUUUCGAAAAAAUCUACGAGCUUAUCGGGAAAGUGUCUACUCUCGAAAUUAAACGCCUCCUGUUGGAGAAUCUGAGUGUCUUUGUUGGGGCUCUAGGUACAAAGCUCAGUGCUCAAUAUAUCGAAGCUAUUCUUCAAAUUCUUCCGCCGUUGUGGCAUGAAAAGACCGAGGAUCAACUUCUUAAAACAGUCAUUCUACAAACAUUGUCGAGUUUGGUUGACGCUACCAGGGACAAGUCUCCUGUGUGCUAUCCCUUAGCUCAAGAGUGCCUAUCAGUAUCAAUUGACCCCAAAUCCCCCUUCAUCUCUUAUCUAUUAGAGGAUGCAUUGGCGUUAUGGCGCAGUAUUGUUGUCAAUGCGACCGAACCUCACCCAAUGAUUCUUGGCCUGUUCCCGAACCUUGUUGAUCUGCUUGAAGUUUCCACGGAGCAUGUUGGCGAAGAGCUGCUCAUUUUGGAAAGCUAUCUGAAGCUUGAACCUUCAAUUCUUUCGGACAGCAAUAUCAUGCUGCGUAUCUUUAACCUUUCAGCUCUUUACUUACCUCAAGCGAGUGUAGAGGUUGCUUUGAGUCUUCUGAGCAGCAUAGAGGUUGUUGUGUCGAGCGGCGUGCCUGUGGAGGCAUAUGGUGAACAGUUGGCUCAGUCUGGACUCAUCCCACUGCUCGUGGACAUCGCACUGGCUGGGAUUAUUGAGGGUAAUGUCGUUGCUGGCAUUCGCGCCGCUAAAGUCUACAUGGUUUUUGCAUGGCUGGCCUUCAGCAGCCCGUCGUUUUUCACUCACUUGUUGACCGAGGACCAGCUCAUGAAGAUCACCGACGGGUGGCUGAAUAUCGUAGCGUCUGUUGCUGAGCCCGGGGACCGGAAAAUGAAUGCUUUAGGUGUUUCUAGCUUGAUCUAUGUUACACCUAUCUUAUUUUUGCAAAAUUCACAAAGAUUCAUCAACAUGUGGACAUCAAUUCUGGAUGAAGUACGCGAAGAAAACGGAGAUGCAGCUGCCUAUCAUCAAGUCGACAGCUACCCCGGAGAAGGCGAUGGGGACCUCACUCCAGAGACUUUGCGGCAACGUGCUCGCCGAGCCCAAACACCCAUCCAUACAGUGCCAACGCGAAACUUUUUGAGCCAGCUCACAGAAAAGUUGCGGCAGGAUCCUCAGGGUGUCCAAGUGCUCGCGAACUGGCAACCAUAA